AUGGCGGGAGGGACGGCCAAGGCCAUGGCGCGCGGGCUGGCGUUGCUGAGCUGCCUGAGGCUGACGAGCAGGAUGGCAGUGUGUGGAACUACCAGUGCUCUCAGAGUGACCAACAACAUGCUGGGGCUGUUAGGGAUGUGCGCAGCUGCUUCCAAGACUCCUUCCACCGCCGCCUGUCCUACAUGGGUUCAGAUCGAACUUGACAACGCGUGCUCCUCAUGCACACAGCCGACAUGCGCAUCCAGACAGUACUCCGCAGAGCAGUUCAACUUCUUCCAGGGGGCUCGUCCUCUCACGCAAGGCGGAGCUGUGAUCGAUUGGACGAGCGAGCUUGAGACAUGCAGUCUGGCCAAGUGUUCGACUCAGUGGAUGCUGAUCGAGAGGUAUACCGACAGCACAUGCUCGACCAACCCGUACGAGAUCAUCUACCGCAAGGCCACGAGGAAUGCUCUCCUGAUGAAGGUCGACCAACCAUGCACACCCCUCAAUUGCCAGAAGAAGACCUACUUCAACAAGAUCACCUAUUAUGAGUCAAGGAUUUGUACCAACCAGCUCUUCUCAAAUCCAUCUCAGUUGACGUCCUUGCUAACGCCUGAUGCGACAUACCUCACGACCUUUUACUUCUCAGAGACGGCAACCAGUUGUGGCGUUAACAAUCUGAACGCGAUUCAUCUGGUUGGACAAUCGCAGUGCAUUCCCUACAUGGACAUUUUCACGGAUGCUCUUCCGUCAAGUGAGGACUACUUGAGCUACACUUGCAGCACCAGAGCAUUGUCUCACUGUCGUGACAGCACCGUAUGCAACUUCGUCGCUGUCUACAUGAGUCUGACGAAGUUUCAAGUGUUCCAACUGUUAUUCCAAUCAGACGUUUUCGUCGACGUCGCAGCAGUACGUCUUGGAGAUGCUUUUGAACUCGUCCAUGAUCUCCUCGACUUGUGA
This is a messenger RNA of Guillardia theta CCMP2712, 939 nucleotides long. RefSeq lists its product as hypothetical. The coding region runs from base 1 to 939 and encodes 312 amino acids. The transcript has 9 exons. The record is from RefSeq and is a predicted model, not a curated record. Lineage: Eukaryota; Cryptophyceae; Pyrenomonadales; Geminigeraceae.